Eruca vesicaria subsp. sativa (arugula) is the source of this 1510-nucleotide messenger RNA. The record is from the annotation of a GenBank genome assembly. NCBI's taxonomy places the organism in Eukaryota, Viridiplantae, Streptophyta, Magnoliopsida, Brassicales, Brassicaceae.
GUUUUCCGAAGACCUUGCUGGAGGGGGAAGCAAAAGGCAAUUACGUGCCACAUGCCCAAGUUCCUUGCAAUGUGAACAUGUAGGAGGUACCCAUGGGUAUGAGACCUGGACUUCCACAACUUCACCACUUUGACGCAUGAACUCAACUACCUUAGGCAAUGUCUUUGUAAGGUUUACAGCAACCUUUACAUGAGAGAGGGUUAAGCUCACCAGAUUCUUCGUAAAGUCAUCCGUUUCUUUAGGGUCACCAACCAAUCCAGCAACUAGGCUUAACCCUUCCUGAUGCCGGAGAUCAAGGGGAACUCCAGUUAGAUGAGCCCAAAUUUGGAUUGUUUGUGGAGGGGGAGAGGUAGCAGAUGCUGAUGAGGACCAUUGAACCGCAUGAAACAUGGAUUCACCUACGUACCAUACUCCCUUUUCAAUGAUCUUCUGCUUCAGGGAGGAGGUCUACCAUUAAAGUAGCAUAUGAUGAAGUCUUUGUGAAUUUCGGCACCUUUCUGAAACACACUAUCUGGAAUGAGGACACGGGGAAUGCCUUUAUCCGUAAGGGUCACAGGAGCAAGCCUUCUCAAGGUUUUAUCCUCCUGUCAUCUGAUUUUUUCAACCAAAGGAACGCUUGAAGGAGCAGGAGUAGGUACAGUAUCAGUUCCUGUUUGCUUUGGUCCCGAAAUUGGAGAAGGGAUAUGGCCGUUAACAGGGUUUGGGUGAGGAUUUAGAGAAGGGAUUUUUUAAGUAGGAUUUGGCAUAGAUGCGGGAGUAGGGUUGUGAACAGAGCCAAGAGUAUGGUUUUGAAGAGAGCCAGGAAUUGGGAUUUUUGAAGUUGGAGGAAAGGGGUUUUGUGUUAAUGGAGGUGCAUGAUUUUUGUUAGGAAUGGUAACAGAGCCGGCACUGGAAGCUCUAUUGGUAUGGAUUGGAGAAGAAUGUUUAGGAGGAAGUAUUUUAAAAUUUUCAAAGGUUUUUGGAACAGUGUUUUCAAAUCUGGAAAAAAUAGAACUGGAGGAAACAGUAGAUUCCGAAACUGGGCCAGCAGAGGCAGUACCAGUAGCAGUUAAGGGAGCGGAGGGUUUCACAGCAGGCCUUAAAGAUCUGGCAGUUUGCGGUGAAUUCCGAGAAGAUUUGGGAGAAGGAGAAGAGCUGAGGGGAGGGAAACGAGUAAGGGACAGGGAGUUAUUAGGGUCAGGCGGGUCAGGGGGGAUGGGGGGGUUAGGGAGGGGGCUUUCACCAGAGGAGAAACGCAGAGGAGACAGGGCGGAAGCAUUGUUGUGAGGGAACCAGGGGUUCGCCAUUACUGUUACGGAGCUCACUGGUCAAAAGUUAUUAUCACCCGUGCCAGUGGAGUUAUUCUUGGGUUCACCCCCUAGGGUGAACCUCUAAAUUCACCAUCCAAUAGGAUUGCAUCAUUUCAUAUUUGAUAUCUUUUAAAAAAGGAAACAAAAUCUUGUUAAGUUAUAUUAUGUUUUUAAAAAUACAAAUACAAAAAUAAAUAAAUAAAAUAAUAAUUAAUAAAAAC